Arachis stenosperma is the source of this 989-nucleotide messenger RNA. RefSeq lists its product as uncharacterized. The transcript is spliced from 3 exons. Bases 32 to 721 code for a protein of 229 amino acids. The record is from RefSeq and is a predicted model, not a curated record. NCBI's taxonomy places the organism in Eukaryota, Viridiplantae, Streptophyta, Magnoliopsida, Fabales, Fabaceae.
CGUCCGAACACAGUAAGCAAACAAACAACCUAUGGAAGAAGAAUUCAUUGAGCCACUCACCAAAGAUGGCUCCGACCUCUGCCAGCAGCUAAUGGACCGUUACGCCAACUCUUCCGCGCCGCAGCACCGCCAUCUCGUCGCCACCGCCGCCGCCCUGCGCUCCAACCUUAACGCCGAGUCCCUCCCUCUCACGCUGCCCGCGUACUUUGCUGCUGCCAUCUCUGAGCUCGCGGACGACUUGGCUGCUGAGGCGCUUGACCCAACGGCGCUCUCUGCCCUGCUGUCCUUCAUGGCCAUUGGUCUUCCCUUGGUUCCGCAGGGUGGUAUCGCCGCUCCGAAGGCGUGCGACACAGCUGCUAUUCUUGUCGCUCUACUGGACAGGGAGGGAGAUGGGAAGGGGUUGGGUAUGUCGACCAUAAGGGCCGCAGUGAAGUGCUUGGGGGUUUUAAUUGGGUUUUGUGAUUUGGAAAAUUGGGACUCUAUUAAAUUAGGUUUUGAAACAUUGCUGAAGUUUGCAGUUGACAAACGCCCAAAGGUACAAAGAUGUGCUCAAGAGUCUCUUGAGAAGGUUUUCCGGUCUAUUCAUUCCUCUAAAGUUGUUAAGGAUGCUAGCAAGUUAGUUUUGUCAAUGCUUAAAAGUGGCAUUGCUUUGGUGAUAAAAUUGAUCGAAGUCAUUCCAAAGGUUCUUUCGGUUCCUGCAACCUUGCCGACAGAUGAUUAGCCUUACGUAACACGUAACUGGACCAUUUUCACUGAGAGGAUAGACGGUAGCCAUUGACAAUGGUGAUCCCCUUACAUACAGCUUGCCAUGGAAAGGAGUAUGAAUGAUUGAAUGAAGACAGUAGGAAAGCGGAGAUUCAGAAGGAAUAACGCAUCUCCAUACGCUUAUCUGAAAUUUCCGCCAAUGAAUUACAUAAUUAUCUCUAUCUUUAUUUUAUGUUUAUUUAUCUUUUAAUUAUCAAAACUCCAUAACCAUUUGAAUCCGCCUG